UGGUACCCCUACGUGGGAAGAGCGUUCAGCGAUGGAGUCCUCAGUUUUAGAAACUGGCCCACUUUUUACUUCAGGAAUUAAGAGAUAUGUGAAAGACCGAAGAAUUUCAAAAACUGCCAAGUUGAAUGUUUCUCUGGCUUCAAAAAUCAAAACAAAAAUAAUAAACAAUUCUUCUAUUUUAAAAAUUUCCUUAAAGCACAACAACAGGGCAUUAGCUCAAGCUCUUAGUAGAGAGAAAGCGAAUUCUCGAAGUCUUACCACCGAAAAGAUGCUGUUGCAAAAAGAAGUGGAGAAACUGAAUUUUGAGAACACAUUUCUUCGCCUAAAGCUAAAUAAUUUGAAUAAGAAGCUUAUAGAAAUCGAAGCACUCAUGAAUAAUAACUUGAUAACUGCAAUUGAAAUGAGUAGUCUUUCUGAGUUCCAUCAGAGCCCCUUUGUGCGGCCAAGUAGCCCGAAGACACCAGUCAGUAAGCAGUGCACGCUGACACGUCUUCCGUUUGCAAGGGUCCCAUUAACUUCAAAUGAUGAUGAUGGUGACGAUGAUGAUAAAGAGAACAUGCAGAAAGAUAGCAAUUUUAUGUCAAAGUCAACACCUGAUCCUUACUCAUUGGUAUCAACAAAGCAACCUUUACCAGCCCAAUAUCCCCUGGAAUUAACACUUCUUAAAGAAAAGAACCAGAAUGUGCAUGAUUUAGAAGAUGCAGAUAUACUUUCCAAAGAAAGCCAUCCCCAUUCAGAGCAGAGUUCUAAGAGUUCCCUGGUGAGUGAGAGGCACCGUGUGCAGUGUGUCAGCCACAGAAAGGAUCAGCGCUCUUCUAGUAAGGUGACUGAAAGAAAGAGGCAUGUGCCAUCGAGAGUGUCAGACGAGCCCACUGCGGACACCCCUUUUGUGACAGAGUUAGGUCAACCACUGACUCCAAGUCCAGGUGUCCACUGGAGUGAGGAGAUUCCUGACCAAACUCAGGAGGCAAAUAUGAAAAUCCAAGGAGAGGUACAGUGCCUUCCUGGCUCGUCUUCCAAGUCUGUGGAUGAGCCUGCCACAGAGGGCGUUCACAAAGUCCAGGGGAACGAUGACUUACAAUUGCAGAAAACGGUGUAUUACGAUGCUGACAUGGACUUAACUGCUGGUGAAGUAAGCAAGAUUAUUACAGUUUCAACACGCAUCCAAACUAGAAGUAAUAAAGACACAAAUGGCUCUGAAGUGAAAACUUUCAGAAGGGUGAAAGAUUCGAGCUCUAAAAAAAAGAAAGAAAGAUUAAAAAGACAAGUGAAAAGUAGUGUAGAUGUAGCUAGUGAGGAGAAGAAUGAAAACAGGCAAGAAAGCUCUGUUGUUGCCAAUGGUAUAGGUGCUUCCGAAGAUCCAGAUUUUAUUUGCGGUUCUGAACAGCUGACUCAAGUGAAUCUGCUGCAGAAAGGAACCCUCCGUAAGGACUUGGACGAAGAUGACAGACAGCGCAUACAGUGUAACAAAAAGAAAGGUACACACUUAAUGAAUGAGCAAGAGGAAACAUGCGCUCCCCCCCACAGUUCUGAUAAAUCCCAGCAGGAGACUAACCGGGAUACAGGCCAGCUUUCCUUUACUUGCCCUAAAAGUAGAGCUUCAAGACAGACAUUUGUGAUCAAUAAGUUUGAAAAGGGUAACUUACUCUUAAGCCAAACGGAUAAAGAAACCAUUUGUGAAAAGCUAGAAGUUACAAAUGAAUGUCCAGCAGCUGAUCUUUCCACCAAAGAUCAUGGAAAUCUCCAUGCUCCUGAGACCCAGAACAUGUGGGGCUUGAAAGAACCUGUUGCUGACGUGCAACCUGCUCAGCAGAAUGAAUCUAAAGCGAAUAAGAAGCUUAGGCAGAAAACAAAUCGGAAAACAGAAAUAAUUUCUCAAACAAAGCAGAGAUCAGAGAAUUAUGAUAACAAUGCCCCUGAACUUGAAAUAGAAGACAUUUUCUUCCAAACUCAACAGACUAAAGAAACUGUCCCCGGCAAUGUAGGGGUCUCAAGUGAGUUCCGUGCUCCGGUGCGCUCCAUCAGAGGUGAUAGAAACCUAUGCAAUUGGGAGGUCCAGAAUGGGGACUUAGAUGAUUAUGGGACCCAGGGCAUGCUGGGCUUGAAAAGGCGUGUCACCAAUAUGCAGCCUGCUCAGCACAACGAAGUGAAAGUAGAUAAGAAGGUUAGGCAGAAAACAAAUCGGAGAACAGAAAUAAUUUCUAAAAUAAGCCAAAUGCAUGAGAAUAAUGUUAACGGUACGCAUGACCCUGAAACAGAAGACUUUUUCUUUCAAGCCCCAGAGAAUAAAGAAACCAUCUCUGGGAAUGCAGACGUCUCAAGUGAGUUUCAAACACUGCCUCUCUCCACCAGAGAUAAUAGGAACUUGUACAACUGGGAGAUCCCACAUGUGCUGGGUGUGCAAAAGCAGAUCCUAGAUAGGUACCCAGUGGAGAAAAAUGAGUCCAAAGUCAAUAAGAAGCUUAGGCAGAAAGUGAGUCGGAAGACAGAAAUAAUUUCUGAAACGAACCAUAGAGAUCCCGACAAAGGUGGGCUUUGCGCAGAAAAUGACAGCUUUGUGUUCCAAAAGGAGGACUCAAGUGGGUUUCCCACACCUGCUCUUUAUACCAAAGAUAGCGGAAGUCUCUGUCAUACUGGGACCCCGACACGUCGGGGGGCGAAAAAGCCUGCCCCUGAUGUGCAGACUGCUGGUCAGAAGGAGUCAGAAAUGCCCAAGAAGCUGGGGAAGAAGGUAGGUAGGAAGACGGAAGUCAUUUCUGAAAUGAACCAAAUAAAUGAGAAUAACCUAGAGAGAGGGAACUUACUUUCUGUAACCCAGAAGGAGAACAAAACCAUCCCUGAAAAGCCGGAAGAUGCACAUGAGUUUCAACUAGCUGAUUCUGCCACCGGAGGUCAGAGGACUGUCUGCGAUGAUGACACCCAGAGCAUGCUGGGCUUGAAAAAGCGUGUCGCUGCUCAGCAACAUGAACAAAAAGUCAGUAAGAAGCCCAGGCAGAAAGCAAACCGGAAAACAGAAAUCAUUUCUGAAGUGAACCAAAUAAAUGACUAUAAUAGCAGAUAUGCAUGUGACCCAGUCAAAGGCAACUCCUUUUCCCUUACCCCAAAAGAUAAAGAAGACUUUUUAGAAGACUUAGAAAUCAUCAAUGAAUUUCAAACAACCCAUCUUGCCACCAAAGAGAAUAGAAACGUAUAUGAUUAUGGAACCCAGAAUAUGUGGGGCUUGAAAAAGCGUGUCCCGGAUAAGCAACCUGCUCAGCAACAUGAAUCAAAAGUAAAUAAGAAAUGUAGGCAGAAUCGGAAAACAGAAAUAAUUUCUGAAAUAAACCAAAUAUAUGAGGAUAAUGACAAAGCCAGGCAUAGCCCAGACAGCCAUACAAACCAUCUUGAUUUUAAAAUAAGUAAGUCUAAACGGAGACGUGAAAGCCAGGACAUUAACAAUAGACACUGUAUGGAAAUCAACAGUAAUGAAAAAGAAAAUUGGGAUCAUAUUUCAAAUCCUUACAAACUAGUUCAAAAGCACAGGAAAGAGUCAUCCGGCAGGGCAAAGACCAUUGUGGCUAACUGUAAGCACAAUCCUGUCUUGCCAAUAACAGGUUCUCCACAGAAUUCUAUCUCCUUAGAAUUGGGUUUAAAACAAACUAGUAGUGAGUUAGAUUCUAAUUCUAGAAACGAACUUGAACUACAUAAGAAUCAGAGGCAAAGCACUUCAACUGUGAACAAAAAGAGAAAGUGCCCCUUUGUGGAAGUGAUGGAAGGAGGAUGCCAGGACCAAAAGGCAAAUAAAAUGACCUCCCAAUCAAAGAAAAGGAAGACUGUCCCCGGUCCUUGUCCUGGGAGUCUCGAAGUAACGGAGCUAACAUCGUCCACUCUCCAGGGCGAGUCAGUCCAAUUGGGACAAGUUGAUAAGGACAAAAACUUGGACAUUGAGAAUAUUGUCAACACCAAGCUAGAUUUUCACAGAAAGAAGUCUAAGCCUUCGUCUCAGAUACGUUUACCUCAAGUACAAGAUUCUUCCUGUAAAGCUGUUCUGGCGGAUUCAGUCCAGUUGAGUUUUUCUCCUAGAAGAUGUUCAAUCAAUGGAAGUUUUGACCUAGCAGACACACCAGUCCUUCAAGUCUGUGAUGAUGUCCCUGAAAAGAAGGGAGAGGUGAAAGGGACAGUGAACCGGAGGACACACCAGUCUGCAGCAGGUUAUAGAAUGCUACAGGACUUGACAAAUACCAGCUUUGUUUCAAAUAACACUCCUAAAUCUGAACGUAUAGCAGAAGAUCUAUCUUCAGAACUUCCAGGCAGAAGAAGAAGAUGUGUUCCUCUCUCUUUGAAAGAGCCAAGUCUCAAAGGGAAGAUGAGAAGAUGAGGUAGAUUUCUGGAUACUCAUUUUCUGAAUUCUUCGAGCAUAAAGCAUCAAACAGAUACAAUUGAGAUCCAGAGGAUGAAACACAUGUGCAGUCCCCGCCCCCCCCCAUCAUUUACCUUUCAUUGGAAUAUUGGUUGGCUCAUUCUUAUGUUUAGACACAUAUAUGUGUGUAUGUGGAUAUAAAUAUGUAUAUAUAUAUGUAUAUGGAACAGUUCUUUUGUAAUAUUAAUCUCUUAAAAUAAUUUUGGUUAUCAUAUAGCUUAUCUGUCUCUUCCUUUAAACCACUUUCUAACUAAGAGCUUUAAACCAAGUAAUAACUGUGAUCCUUUUAGCCAAAUAAAAUAAAUCAAUGAA
Echinops telfairi (small Madagascar hedgehog) is the source of this 4711-nucleotide messenger RNA. It is a transcript of the gene SGO2, whose product is annotated as shugoshin 2. Gene Ontology annotation, cellular component: chromosome, centromeric region. Bases 32 to 4357 code for a protein of 1441 amino acids. The record is from RefSeq and is a predicted model, not a curated record. The transcript is spliced from 9 exons. Lineage: Eukaryota; Metazoa; Chordata; Mammalia; Afrosoricida; Tenrecidae.